This is a messenger RNA of Monosiga brevicollis MX1, 1332 nucleotides long. RefSeq lists its product as uncharacterized. Bases 1 to 1332 code for a protein of 443 amino acids. The record is from RefSeq and is a predicted model, not a curated record. Lineage: Eukaryota; Choanoflagellata; Craspedida; Salpingoecidae. The transcript is spliced from 5 exons.
AUGCCGCGCUACGCCGAUGAGGAGGCGCCUCGGCACUCAAAUCGGGCACCAUACCGCUCUCCGGCCCGCUCCCCGGCCCGGCAUCAUGAGGCUGAAGAGAUCAAUCAAAGUUUGUGUCUUUUCGUGCCCGUCGUACAAGACCUCUGCCUCCGCCGUUGCCCUCACCGCGCUUCUUCACCAACAGGCACCGUGACGCGCACCAAUGAGGGUCGGCAAGCGGCUUUUGAAACGCGCAUGGCCAUGCAACGAGAACUUGAUGCCGCUCGCUCACAGCUGCGAAGCAUGGAACGCGAGAUGGAUGAUUUGCAGCGCCAAGCAGUUGGGGCGCGCGAUGAGGCCGCUGUGGCUCGCUCAGAAAACGGACGCCUGCAGGAUGAGCUCCGCUCCUGCCGUGAGCGUCUCAAUGCCGCCCUUGAUUCCCAGCAAGAGCUGCUAGGCAAGAACGCUCAAAAGCAUGAGCUUCUUAUUGACCUCCAAGCCCAGGUCGCGGGCCUGCGUGACGAGAUUGUGGACAAGGAUGCGCGCGCUCGAGUAUUGGAAGACACGGUGGCCCGCCUCGAGCAGGAGCUGCGUACUGCUCGCCACCAGGCCAGCGCUGAUAACAGCGCUCGCGAUGCUUAUGCCAACCUGUCUCAAGAACACGAUGUCACUCGCUCCGAACUCCGCUCCAUCCGCAGUGACCACGCCUCCCGUGAAGCACAUUUGCGCACGUUGGAAGCCGAUCGCGCUGCUCUGCGGGCUGAUGUGAGCGCAAUGCAUGAACGCAUCAUCAUGAUGGAGCGAGAGCUGGAUCUGGCCAAAUCGCAGGCCGAAUCGGCCAAUGGCGCAGAAGCUGCCUUUCGCGACCACCUUGCCAGUAAAGACGACCUCAUUGCCGAGUUGCAUCGCCAAAAAGUGGAGAUUGAAGCCGAAUUUGCACAAUUUCGCAGCAUGGCAGAUGGCCAGACCCGCUCGCUGGAGAACCAAUUGGACGGUGCCCGCGCCAAGGAACAGAUGCUCGAGGACAACUUGCGCACGCUGCACCGAACACUGGGUCGUCAAGCCGCGGCCGCCAUGCCUAACCCACAGUACCCACUCCCUGUGACCAAUGUAUCAACCCGCUACGUGCCUGUGCGGGAGGUGCCUCGGGCCCCGAUCCGCGAAUCCGUCAUUUAUCGCACCCAUCGAUACGAAGUGCACGAACCGGCCCGGCCUGACCCCACCGGUGGCGUCCGCGAAGUAUCCCGCCGCGUCCGCCGCUACAUGGAUCUGGUUGAGGAAAAGGACGAGGCGGAACGGUUGGCAGAUAUUGCUCGUGAACGCCUUCGCCGUUCUCUGCGUGAGGAUCAAUAG